Rotaria sp. Silwood1 is the source of this 1380-nucleotide messenger RNA. The record is from the annotation of a GenBank genome assembly. Lineage: Eukaryota; Metazoa; Rotifera; Eurotatoria; Philodinida; Philodinidae.
AUGUCCCCAAUUCUUUCUCAUUCACAACACAUAAGAUCUUCAUCUCCUUCAACUGCAUCUAUUCCAAAUACUUCGUCUGCAUCUGUUAUUCAACAAUAUCAAACUUCACUUUUGUCGGUACCACCAUUUAUUCAAACAGCUUCUUCUUCUGCUCAGCAAAUUCCUAUUUUACCGUCAACAAAUAAUUCACAACAUCGAACGAAUAAUUUACAGUAUUCGACAAAUAAUUCACUACAUUCAACAAAUAAUUCGCAGCAUUCGACAAACAAUGCACAACAUUCGACAAAUAUUUUGCAGCAUUCGACUAAUAAUUCGCAACACUUAACAAAUAAUUCACAACACUCGACAAAUAACUCACAGAAUUUAAUAAUCAAUAAAAUACAUUAUAAAAAUUUACCAUUUUAUCAUACAAUAACGUGUGUUUAUGAACGUUAUAAUGUAUUUCAUUAUGAUACAUAUCGAAAACAGUAUACAUCAUAUGAUGAAUUUAUUUUACCAUUAGAUAUAUGUAAUCAAUUAGGUUUAUCAUAUGAUUAUGAUCCUAAUCUUAAUCUUCAUAAAACAAGUAAAUGUCUUCUAUUACGUCUUGCACGUAUUGAUCAACCAGCAACAUUUCAUGGACAAUAUGAAGAUAAUCUUCCACCAAAUUUAGCUAUUAUUGUUAAUGGACAUACUUUAACAAAUUUACCUUUACCAAAAGCUUGUACACGACAACAAAGUGAUUUAAUGCGUAUUGGACGUGAAAUUGAUUUAACAUCAUAUAUGAUGUUUAAUCCAAUAUUAAAAAAUGAACUUCGUAUAACAUGGACAUAUCGCCUAGAGAAUACAAGUUUACAUGUACAAUAUGCUAAUGCUAAAUAUGCAUUACAUAUAUUUCUUGUUGAACAUUUAACAAUUGAUCAAUUAUGUGAAAAAAUUAUAAAAAAACCAUUAAAAUUUUAUCGUCAAGAUUCAUUGAAAUUAGUAGCUAAAGCAUGUGCUAAAGAUCGUGAUCUUGGUUUAGAAGUUAGUGAUCAAAAACUAAAAUUAACAUGUCCAAUUGAUCAAAGACGUUUAAGAAAACCUAUACGAGCAACAACUUGUCAACAUCUACAAUGUUUUGAUUUAACAAAUUAUAUUGCUUUAAAUGAGAAGUCCAACAAAUGGAUAUGUCCUGUUUGUAAUAAACCAGCUCUAUUUGAUGAUUUACAAAUUGAUACAUAUACAGAAUCAAUAUUAAAUUCAAUAAAAAAUGAAAAUAUAACCGAAAUAACAAUUAAUGCUGAUCUUCAAUGGACACCUGUUAUACAAUCGAAAAUAGAAGAUGAAUCAAUUGGUGUCAACUCAAACAUAAAUAUAAUUUCAUCAUCGCAUGAUCCUAUUUUAAUUGAUGAUGAUUAA